AUGGUCCUUUCACCUGAAUAUGAGAAAGCGGCCACUACAUUAAAAAGCGAUGGUAUCAAACUUGCUAAAGUUGAUUGUACAGUAGAAAAUGACCUUUGUUCUGAAAAAGGCGUCAAAGGCUAUCCAACUUUAAAACUUUUCAAGGAUGGAGAUGAAACAGAGUAUAGUGGUGGUAGAACUUCUGAUUCUAUUAUUAGUUUUAUGAAAAAACAAACAUUGCCAGCAAUUACUGAUGUCAAUGUGGAUAAUUUUGAAACUUUCAAAGAUUCAGAUAAUGUUGUUAUUAUUGGAUUCUUUGAUAAUGAUAGCCAAGAUGAAUUCAACAGUUUUGCAACCCUUGCUGACCGAUUACACAAUGAUUACAGAUUUGGAGAAACUGCACAGCCUGAGGUUCUUGCAAAAGCUAAUGUCACAGCACCAAGUGUAGUUUUAUACAAGAAAUUUGAUGAUCCACAAGUUGUUCUCAAAGGACCAUAUACAAAAGCAGAAUUGGAAUUUUUCGUCAAAACCAAUUCGAUGCCUUUACUUGCAGAGAUCGGACCUGAAAAUUAUGCAACAUAUGCCGAAUCUGGAAUACCACUUGCCUACCUAUUCUAUGAAACUCCAGAGCAACGUAGCGAAAUGGGUAAAGAAGUUGAACCUGUGGCCAAAGAAUUCAAAGGAAAGGUCAAUUUUGUAUUCAUAAAUGCCGGGAAAUACGGUCAACAUGCGGAAAAUCUUAAUUUGGAAGCAAAAUGGCCAGCUUUUGGAAUCCAGAAACCGGAUGAAGGACCUAAAUUUCCAUUCGAUCAAAGUAAACCAAUCACCUUUGAAAACAUUAGGGAGUUUGUUGAUAAAUUUGUCAAGGGUGAAAUUAAACCUAGCAUUAAAUCUCAACCGAUCCCGGAAAAUAAUACCGAGCCUGUAUAUGUGUUAGUUGCUGACUCAUUUGAAGAAGUUGCUCUUGACAAAAGUAAAGAUGUUCUUGUCGAAUUUUAUGCUCCAUGGUGUGGACAUUGUAAGAAACUUGCACCAAUUUAUGAUGAAUUGGGAGAAAAAUAUGCACAAUUCAAAGAUAAAAUUGUAAUUGCAAAAAUGGAUUCAACAGCAAAUGACCUUCCAUCCAGUGCUACAUUCAAGGUUAGCGGAUUUCCAACAAUCAAACUUUUUAAAGCUGAGAACAAUGAAGUUAUCGACUAUUCUGGAGAUCGAUCACUCGAAAACUUUGUUGAAUUUUUGAGUAAAGAAGCAUUUUAUAAAGUUGACGUCAAUAAA
Molecule: messenger RNA, 1254 nt
Organism: Entrophospora sp. SA101
Lineage: Eukaryota; Fungi; Glomeromycota; Glomeromycetes; Entrophosporales; Entrophosporaceae
Source: the annotation of a GenBank genome assembly